Molecule: messenger RNA, 990 nt
Organism: Rhipicephalus microplus (southern cattle tick)
Lineage: Eukaryota; Metazoa; Arthropoda; Arachnida; Ixodida; Ixodidae
Product: carbonic anhydrase 7
Biological process (GO): one-carbon metabolic process
Molecular function (GO): carbonate dehydratase activity; zinc ion binding
Source: RefSeq, a predicted model, not a curated record
AUGUCGGGCAAACUGGAAGAGUACCCGGAGUGGAAGACCAGGUACAAGUCGUGCGGAGACGCUGCGCAGUCGCCGAUCCAUGUUAGGUACCUGGACAGCCAGUUCCGCCAGUUCAAGCCUAUCUAUUACACCGGAUUCGAGAACCUCUACGGGUACUUCGUCGAGAACGGCGCGCACGGCAUCUACAUCACCCUGACGGCCGGAACGGUGAGCAUCUACGGCGGGCCGCUGCCCGUCCGCUACAACCUGUCUCGCGUAAUCCUGCGUUUCGGGCGAGCGACGGGACCCGGCUCCGAGCAUCGCAUCGAUGACGAGGAGUUCGUCGCCGAGAUGCAGCUUCUGUUCUCUUCCAAGAAGCCAACCACAACAAGCUGCCUUUACGAUAAUUCUGGAGCCGCCAUCCUGGCUGUCCUUUUCCGCACACCUUUCUUGGAGCGAAGCCAAAGGCAGGGGGAAUUGGUGUCGCUGUUUCCCGCUUCUGUGCUGAAAGCUGAAGAACCAGCGCGUGCUUGGGGCUCGCAGGAGGUUCCGGGGAGCGUGAAGGGCCUGGAGCCCCUCGUUCAGAGCACGCGGCAGCUGCGCGGCGCGUGGGGCGCCCGGGUGCCGGUGAAGAUGCGGUUGAGCGCGCUCAUGGCGCCCAAGGCGCAGCACUACUACGCCUACGCGGGGUCGCUCACUUUCCCGCCCUGCACGAGCAGCAUACCCACCAUGGUGAUGGCCAAGCCCGCCACCAUCGGAGAGGACCAGAUUGACGCUCUUCGACGGAACAUGUUCGUGUCCCUCAACUACUGCGUCUACCACAUGGCCGGCCAGUUGAGGCCCACCUUCGACGCACAGAACCGCGACCUGUACCGCUCGUUCAAGUACUUCAGCAGCCGCAGCGGCGCCGGUGCACCACCGACGGCAGUGUUGCUGACGCUGCUACUGCUGGGCCUAACCUUUAGGGCUGCAGCGCCAUUAACCGAAACGUGGAUUCUGUGCCGAGACUGA